AUGGCUCCUCAAUCGGCCACCGCCCAGAAACAGGGCAACGAUGCCUGCCGCUGGAUGGUGAUCCUUGGAAUUGGGCUGUUGGCGUUGAUCUUGUUGUCCGUGAAAUACGGCUCCCAAGUCGGCGAUGAUCUAUCGUAUUCCGAUCCUCGUGCUCCUCCAAAAAUUGAUCCGAGCUCGAAAGACAGCCUGUGCACGACAAAGGGAUGCACCGAAGCGGCCAGCCUAAUUAUCCAAAACAUGAACCCGGCCAUCGAUCCGUGCGAGGAUUUCCACGAGUACGCUUGCGGGAAGUAUAACGAGAAGCACCAGGGCGCGUUCUGGAGCGAGCAGGAGGAAAAGAUGUCGCAACAGCUUCUUGAGCUGAUCCUCAACGACAAAUCCGGCAUGCGAGCCGUCGAAAAGGCCCGCUCAUUCUACGAGACCUGCAAAUCCCUCAGCAGUGACACCUUCCAGGCCGAUCUUCACGAAUUUGUGAAAACUCUCGGUGACAUCCCCCUCAUCGGUCAGAAGCGUGGUCCGGAGAUGACGGUGAACCCGAGCUUCACCGAGUUGGUCGUCCACACGGUCCUCUACAGCUAUGAAUACAACUCUCGAGACAAAGGCUCGGAGAACGGGCUGAUCGGGAUUCGGGCUUCUGUGGCGGGAACUUAUAAGGUGCUGUUCAACGAACCUGAGGGCGUUCUCUUCGGCUUCCCUUUCCCGCAAACUCAAAAGCUCACCGAAUCGCUCCUCCGUUCCAAGCUCGAAGAGGCGCUAAAAACAGUCGAAAAACUGGGCUUCAACAUCGCCAAAAGCGGGCGCGAGCAGAUGGUCAACGAGCUCAUCAAGUUUUAUCGGCAACUUGUGCAGAUGUACGAAGAUCGAAGCCACGAGCCGGUCAACCUGACGAUUUCCGAGUUGCGCAGGGCGGCCCCGACGUACGACUGGAAGUACCUGAUCGGCGUGCACUUGCCGGAGACGACGGAGGACACUGAGGUCGAGGUCAACUCGCUGGAGGACAUCAAGGCGCUAUCCAAGAUUUUGCAAGAAGCCCCGCGCGAUGUCCUCCCGAAUUUCCUGUUCCUGAACUGGGCGCGCCAUCUGUCGAAGCGAGACGUGUCUCGUGAGCGGCUUGGAUGCCGGCGCAGGCUGCUCCACUACUUCUCGAAACUCACCGAGCACUUGGCCCUUGGGACGAUCAGGUCGACGAGUGACGUCGAAGACGUUAGGAACAUCGGCAAGGAGAUGCGCCACAUCUUCCACGAGAUUUUUGACGCGAACACCUGGUUGGAGCCGGAGACAAAGACCAAGCUCAAACAAAGGUUCGACGACAUCAAGCAUCGCUACGGCUACAACACCCACGCGCUCGACCGGGAGCUCGUCGAGAAAUUUUAUGACUGGGUGCCCACCCCGGAGAAGUGGAACCACAUGUCGAUGAUGCGCUUUGAGGAGCGAGCGAAUUGGUUUGUCGACAGAAUGGACCUUCUCGGUGAUCUGAACUACGAGCCUGCCCUCGACUUGAACGCGUUCAACCGGAACAACGAGGAGAUCAGUGAUCAUCCCCCUCGCCAUCAUCACCCUCCGUUCUACCAUCCGGCCUGGCCGCUCGAGUUCAACUACGGCGGCAUCGGCGAGAUCAUUGGCCACGAGUUGACGCACACAUUUGAUGACGUCUCCGACAUGCCCCCGGGGAAUGUGGGCAACGACACGGACGAGUACAAGGAAAAAGAGCAGUGCUUCACGGACCAGUUUGGAAACGUCGUCUACUCAAACCCAAGGCUCAAUAUCACCAUUCAGGCCGAUGGUUUCAAACAGCACAAGGAGACGAUCGCCGACAACAACGGGUUACGGGCGACUUGGAGGGCCUACAAGGAGAAACGCCAGAAGCUCUACGGCCGCAACCCCCCGAAGCUGCCUGGCCUUCAGGAGUUCACCAACGAUCAGCUCUUCUUCUUGGCCCAUACCCAGGUGGAAUGUGGUCGCCAGCCCACCAUCUACGCACAAUUCCGAUAUCACUGGAUUGUCGCCGUGCACCCGGUUGGCAACGUUCGCAUCAACGAGAAGCUCAAGAGCUUUGACAGCUUCGCCAACGCCUUCAAGUGCAAGCUGAACUCGACGAUGAACCCGACGAAGCCGGACUGCCGCAUCUGGCGCCACUAUCAU
This is a messenger RNA of Mesorhabditis spiculigera, 2142 nucleotides long. The record is from the annotation of a GenBank genome assembly. NCBI's taxonomy places the organism in Eukaryota, Metazoa, Nematoda, Chromadorea, Rhabditida, Rhabditidae.